Acanthosepion pharaonis is the source of this 1575-nucleotide messenger RNA. NCBI's taxonomy places the organism in Eukaryota, Metazoa, Mollusca, Cephalopoda, Sepiida, Sepiidae. The record is from the annotation of a GenBank genome assembly.
AUGGAAACAAGUUCAUCACCAAGUCAAACAGGUGGGAAACAUGCAGAAGUAAAAACACCACGUGGCAUCAUAUUAAAACAAUCUCAAGUUGUUGAUGGUUUAGGAGCUUGGAGCUCUCUUCCAAUUGUUGAAGGAGGUCUAUUUGGUCCAUUUGCUAGAGAUGUGGAAAAUGAAAAAGAUGCUAAAGCCUAUACAUGGGAAGUCUAUGAUGCUUGUACAAAUGAACUUCUGCAAGUUGUGAAUGGGACAGAUGCAGUAAGUGCAAGUUGGAUGCGUUACAUCCGUAAUGCAAGAUUCUUUGAAGAACAGAAUAUGAUAUCUACCCAAGUAGGCGCACAAACUUUUUAUAAAGCCAUAAAGGAUAUUGGUCCAAAUGAAGAAUUGCUUACCUACUUAGGCCAUGCUGAACGCAGAAAUCAACAAAUGGAAGCAGAAGAGACUCUAUGUGAAAAAAUUUCCAAGAAAAGAGUUCGUCCAAAAAAAUGUGACAAAAAUGGAGAAGCCACAUUUGAUGAUGAUGAUGAUGAGAAACAGGAAGCGAUUACAAUUAAUUUAUGCAGUGAACUGUUUGACUACAUUGAAGAUUUAGUGGAGCACACUCACCAUCACAUGACCUCUCCCCCAUCGGUUGCAUCAAUGGUACCUGUGAAAACCCAAUUGGUUUGUUCUACUUGCAAUAUGAAAUUCACUUAUAAGCAAAAUUUUAUAAGACACCAGGCUGUUCAUUCUGGUGAGCGGCCAUUCCAGUGUGAGUUUUGUUUCCGGACAUUCCCCACACAAAUCAGUCGUAAGCAGCAUAUUCGUAUUCAUAUUUUCAACACCAAAAAUAAAACUGUGACCAAUAAUAAGAACAGCAGCACAACCACUACCACCAGCAGCAGCAGCAGCAAAAUUGUAUCUGUGCCAGUUGUGAAGCAGACUGUAAAAGUUGAACCAGAAGCAGAUGUUCCAAACCGGGAUGGUCUUCUCAGCCAGUCUACUGUUGAUCUGAGUGCCUGCAAGAAUCUCCAAGUAUACACAUGCUCCAAAUGCAGAAGUUCCUUCCCAACGGUGACUCGAUUGCAUUCGCACAUCGUUCGUUGUGCCACCAACCCUCCCAGCAUGGCUGGCAUAACCAGCAAUGUCAUUGGCAAGCACAAGUACAAGAAGCGUUUGAAGAAGAGGCUACAUGGCCUUGCCAAGCACACAGAUGAAUCUCUCAAAUGUACAACUGGCACAGUUACCAACCCAGGUGGCUCUGUCAAAUACACAGCUCACCCAAAUUCCAACACGGGUGACACUUGCAAAUGCUCAUUUGACUGCCUUGCCUACCCAUGUAGCCCUUUCAAACCCACAAUUGUCCACCCAUUUGACUCUUUCAAAUACACAUUUGGCUCAAUUGCCAACUCAAGUGACCCUAUCAAAUACACAGUUGACACAACUACCAACCCAGGUGACUCUAUCAAAUGCUCACCUGACUCAGAUUCCCACGCAAGUGAUCCUUUCAAAUGCACACCUAACACAGCUGUCAACCGAGAUGCCUGUUCCAAGUACACCACACUUGACUCAGUCGCAAGUGCAAGUGAUUUCGUCUAA